Mytilus trossulus (common blue mussel) is the source of this 723-nucleotide messenger RNA. RefSeq names its product biogenesis of lysosome-related organelles complex 1 subunit 1-like. The transcript has 5 exons. The record is from RefSeq and is a predicted model, not a curated record. Bases 173 to 535 code for a protein of 120 amino acids. Gene Ontology annotation, cellular component: BLOC-1 complex. Lineage: Eukaryota; Metazoa; Mollusca; Bivalvia; Mytilida; Mytilidae. Gene Ontology annotation, biological process: endosomal transport.
CGUGAAUCAUUAUUUCAUCUAUGAACUAAGUAAAUAAAAGCGUUGAGAAAAUAAUCAUAAUAUAAAUUAUUCAUAAUACAUUGUCAAAUCGUCACUUCCGGAGGCGGAACAUUGAAAUACAUAAACAAACUGAGAAAUGGUAUAGGAAAUUUCUUCACUUUGUUAGAAGAAAAUGCUGUCAUCUCUUGUGAAGCAGCAUCAAAUAAGACAACAAAUUCGCAAGGAAAGACAAGAAAAGAAGAAAAAGGAAGCCAUAGUAGCAGCUACAGCUUUAACUCAUGCUUUAGUUGAUCAUUUAAAUGGCGGUGUUGCCCAGGCAUACAUUAAUCAGAAGAAGCUAGACACAGAAACAAAGAUCUUACAAGCUAAUGCUGCACAGUUCUCUAAACAAACAUUACAAUGGUUAAAACUUGUGGAAGAUUUCAAUACAGCUCAGAAGGAAUUAGGUGAUGUUGAAAAUUGGGCAAAGAGUAUUGAGGCAGAUAUGAGAACCUUAUCUAGUGCAUUGGAAUAUGUUUAUCGUAAAAGUGACUGAUAUAAACCAGGUGGGCUGAAGUAAGCUUUAUUACAUUGAAAGAGUGGGCAAUGUAAAUGUAUAUUGGUUAUAUUGAUGUCAAACUUUUUAAAUGAACUUUCAACCAAAAGAUAUGACAUUUAAUUAAAUGAUGUUCUGUUGUUUUAUAACCAAUCUAUGUUUUUAAAUUAAAUAUAUAUUAUUAAAAA